This is a messenger RNA of Brassica oleracea var. oleracea, 1245 nucleotides long. Its product is annotated as FBD-associated F-box protein At4g10400-like. Bases 1 to 1245 code for a protein of 414 amino acids. The record is from RefSeq and is a predicted model, not a curated record. NCBI's taxonomy places the organism in Eukaryota, Viridiplantae, Streptophyta, Magnoliopsida, Brassicales, Brassicaceae. Gene Ontology annotation, molecular function: protein binding. The transcript is spliced from 3 exons.
AUGGACAAGAUUAGUAGGUUGCCUGAUGAACUGCUAGUGAAGGUGUUGACAUUUCUACCAACAAAAGAAGCUGUAUCCAGUAGCAUUUUAUCGAAACGGUGGGAGCAUAUCUGGAAGUGGUUGCCAAAACUUGAGUAUGAUGAUCAACAUUACUCAGAGUCUGAACGCAAGAGGCUACGGUGUUUCAUUGUCAGAAGUUUGCCUCUACAUAAAGCCCAUGUUAUUGAAAGCUUGCGUCUCAAGUUAAGCAAUUCACAUUAUUUUAAACCUCAAGUUAUCAAAUGGAUCGUUGCAACUGCGGUUUCUAGGAACGUGCGUGAGCUGGAUAUCUCUUAUUCUUCUUAUCCGGAGAAGUUAAACACAUUGCCGAGUAACGUGUAUACCAGCAAGUCACUUGUGGUUUUGAAACUCAGUGAUUGGAUUCUCUUGGCUGUUCCUCCUAUGGUUUGCCUUCCAUCUCUGAAGACUUUGCAACUUCAACAAGUGGCUUACUUCAAUGAAGAAUCUCUUCAACGACUUUUAUCUAAUUGCCCUGCUCUUGAAGAACUAAAAGUGGACAUAUGGAAGGAUGACAAUACAAGGAAGUUCACUAUCAUUGUCCCAUCGUUGCAGCGUUUAUCACUCUUUAUACCCUUUGAUUAUGGUAUUGAUGGGCUUGUGAUAAAAACACCUUCUUUGAAGUAUUUCAAACUUCGGGUUCAUAGUAGUAGUAGUCACUACUGCUUGGUUGAGCAUAUGCCUAACUUGAUCGAGGCAUAUAUAGAUGUUGAGUUCCCUAAUAUCAAGAGUCUUAUUGAAUCAAUCACAUCUGUCAAGCGUCUUGAAAUAUGCUUAGAGGUUCUGUAUGAAGAAGGAAUUGUAUUCAGCCAGCUUGAGCAUUUGAAGCUAUGUCGAUGCAAAGACUGUACAUCGAAUCUACUUGUCAGGCUCCUCAAAGAUUCUCCUAACUUGCGAGUACUAAACCUUUAUGAAAUGAUCGAUCAUUACUAUUGUGGCAUUAUUCCGUGGAAUCCACCAAGUACUGUUCCUGCAUGCAUGUUGUCGAGUCUACAAAUUUUUAACUGGUCGGCAUACUCAGGAGUACCAGGAGAGAGAGAUCUUGCGAUUUACAUGUUGAAAAAUGCUAGUCACCUAAAGACUGCAACAAUCUUGUCUGAUGAAUGUGAUAUUCCGGAACUUGAGAUGUUAAAGGAGUUGGCAUUUUCAUCCAGAGCUUCAACUACAUGCGAAUUCAUGUUUGAUUGA